Colias croceus (clouded yellow) is the source of this 5885-nucleotide messenger RNA. RefSeq names its product eukaryotic translation initiation factor 4E transporter-like. The transcript has 24 exons. The coding region runs from base 379 to 3480 and encodes 1033 amino acids. Lineage: Eukaryota; Metazoa; Arthropoda; Insecta; Lepidoptera; Pieridae. Gene Ontology annotation, biological process: negative regulation of translation. Gene Ontology annotation, cellular component: cytoplasm; nucleus. Gene Ontology annotation, molecular function: mRNA binding. The record is from RefSeq and is a predicted model, not a curated record.
AUUCAUGAACAGUCUUUGAGACAUAUUCGUUGGCAGCGCGUGUUCUCGAUUAUCCUGGCGGGAUACCCUAGUUUUCCUCCGUGCUUCUCUUAAAUCUUUUAACAUCUUAACGCGAUUUUUACGACAAUACGUAGCUUAGGAAUCUUUAAGCCUCUCGUAGAAAACCGCGCGUCGCUGUGUCUCUAAGACUUUUUAGUUUAGUCCUAGAUUUAAUUUUUUUAUAUUAUUUAUUAUUAUAUUUUAUUUUAUUUUUUAAAUUUAAAUUGUAUUUAUAUCGGUUUUUAAUUUUAUUUAACUAGAUUAGGUUCGUGUUAGUUUUAAGUUUUUUCGAGUCGCCAUUUUGUUAGGCCGCGUCACCGUUUUUGCUGCGUUUUCGUAAUGGUUAGCAAGGAGGUGGUAGUCGAUGUGGUGAAAACGGGGAGGAGGAGACGCCGUAGGGCUGGUAGGUCUGCUCGGCGACGGGCAAAAAAGAUGGCAAAUAUGUCCGGUACGAUUAGGAUCGAUGAAGAUAUGCCGCCCAUGAAAUGCGCCGUGCAUUCGUUUCUCCUUCGUUACCAAAGCGCGCUGAGAAAAGUCCCUACGCAACUGCCUCCGAGGAUCCACGCCGGGCCGCCCACCAAGAGGGUUAAACGUGUGUCGUGGAAUCACGAUGAGAGCGGCACGUCGGGUGGCGGCGGCGACCCGGCCGUGCUGGCGGUGGGCCCGGCGCGCCGUCCGCUGACGUACACGCGCGAUGAGCUGAUGCGCCUGCGCAACUCGCCGCUCGUCAAGCAGGGGCUCGAGAACGCGUUCGCCGGCAACGAUGUUAUCGCGCUAGUACUGAAAAAACGAUCUGAUUCGCCGCAUGAAGAAGACAAGGGAGCAAAGGGCGAUGCUCCCAAUGAGAAUCAUAAGGGCAUAUACGGCCGCGAGCGUGACCGCGAGCGGCGCUCGGCCGACCCGCGCGAGCGCGUGCGCAAGGAGAGCGAGACGAGCGGCGGCGGCAUCGUGCUGUCCCCGCAGCGCCGCUCGUUCGUCAGCGGCUGCGGCGCGCCGGCCGCCCCGCUCGCGCAGCCGCCGCCGCAGCUCGCGCGCACCCGCCCCGACUCGCCGCUCUCCGCCGCCGCCGCGCAGCCCGCGCAGAAGACUGAGCAGGCCGGCCGCCGAAUCGGCUCCGGCCGCAUCAUGGUCCGUGACGUACCAGCUGCCGGGUGGGAGGAGCCGGAAUACCGUCCGACGGAGAUCUACCGACCGCCGGGCGCUCUGCGUGACCGCGAACGUGACCGUGACCGUGACCGCGACCGUGAGCGGGAGAGAGAGAGGGAGCGGGAGAGGGAGAGAGAGCGGGAGAGGGAGAGGGAGAGAGAGCGGGAGCGGGAUGAGCGGCGGCCUAAUGGGGAUAAUAGGUUCGAGCGACGUUCGUUUACCAGAGACUCCUACACCUCUGACAUCAAGAGGGAGAGGGACGAUCGAUUCAACAACGAGAAACAUAGGGACCGACAGGACAACCGCAGGUCAGGUGGUCGCUAUUCUCAACGACGCUUUGAGAAGGAAGAUGAACCAGAAUGGUUUAGCGGAGGGCCGACAUCUCAAUUGGAGACGAUAGAGUUGCGCGGAUUCGACGAACCCAUCAAGAGCAAGAGCAGCAGUGGUAGUAAUAAGGAUAGCGAGAAAUGGAACAACAACAACGGCUCUCACUCGCCCGUGGACAAGUGGCGCAAGGACUCGUCGUCGCCGAUACAGAACGACACCGCCAACACUACCAGUGACAAGGACUCCGGCGUGGAGUCGAAGCCGGAAGAGCCGGUGUCCAACAACGAGCAGCCGGAGUUCAACCUCGAUGAGUUUCUCAAGUUUGACUCCAUACCUGACGUGCUCACUAACGGUAGUAGUGAGACGGAGGAGAGUCGCUUCAGCCGCUGGUUCCGCAGAGACAGUCCCACCGGUGAUGCCAAGCAUUAUGAACGGCUCAUGCACAACAUGGUUGAUGACUUGGACAACUCCACGCAGCUAGAGCCCCCACCAAGUAUGCCGAUGGGGAUGGGCAUGGGGGGCAACGGGCUCAGUGCACCCAUGGGCUUCGGGGAGCAGUUCCAACAGGCCCCACCAUCACUAUUGGACCUGCUGCGGAGGGCCAACGCACACCCGGACAAUAGACCUGAGGUGAAUCCUAGCGUGGGCAAGAUCCACAGCCUGGAGGAGUUGGAGGCGAGACUUCGACCGCCGCCCGCCGCGGACAGAUCCGAUUUGUCGGCGUUUAAACGACUCCUUGCUCAAGUGUCAGGCGGGCAUGCAGUACCAGCGGAGAACGCCCGCCAGCAACACCAGCAGCAACAGCAACAGCACCAUCAGCAGCAGACCCCGCACCCGCAGCACAACCCGCUGCCGCAGCCCGCGCAGCCGCCGAUGAGCUUGCUGCAGAUGUUGAACAAGAGCAUGGAGCAGCAGCAACAACAGAAGGUGCAGCAACAACAGCAGCAGCACCAGCAACAGCCGCACAUCCCACAGGAGCUCCUAUACAAGCUCCUACAGGUUCAACAGCGGCAGCAACAACCGCCAUCGCAUUCGGAAGGCGGCGCGUUGUCGGCAGCUGAUCGCGAUCUGUUGCAGCGCCCUGAAGCGCAGGCCAUUAUACACGGUCUGAAGGCGGGCGAGAUAACGGUGCAGCACCUGAUGCAGCAGCUCGGCAACCCGGGGCUGCAGAGCAGACAUCGGGAGGUGCUGCUCACCAUACUGCGGCUGCAUCAUCAGCAGAGACAGCAAAUGGUCGGAUCGCCGCUGCCCGGCGUCAACCCGCACUUGGGAGUACCACAUCACCAGCAGCUCAGGCUGUCGCCGAUACCACAACCCCCAUCCGGCCGCAUCCCGUCGCCCCGCGAGCUCGGCCACCCGCAGGCGCUGAUGCAGGGCGCGCUGCUCAAGAAGAAGAUGGAGGAGCGCCGCAGACAGGAGAUGCAGCAUCAGCAGAUCAAACACCCCACGCCGAUCUCGUUUACACCCACCUCGGUAUUACGCAAAAUGACCGCGGAGAAGGAAUCCGACGCGCCGAGCCCGAAGCAGCAGUGGACGCAACCGCACAAGCUGCCGCAGGGACGGCCCAUUGUCAAGGGAAAUCAAAGUGGGAGUGCGCCCAUGGGAUAUGCACCAUCGCCCACUGAAUACCAACAGCAUUAUAUGAAUCAACAGCCAAUGCCUGGUGGCCGUCCGUUCCCCCACCAGCAAACUAGACAACCUGUUAAUAACUCAUUCAACAUGAACAGCCUGAGCCGAGGCCUCUCCGGUGGCACCACAUUGCACCAGUUGCUCGUGCAGUCCCAUCAGAGGUCGCUUAAUGAUGUAAACAGCGGCGGCGGCGACAACCAACUAGCGAAAUGGUUCUCGCCAGAACUGCUGGCUCGUGCGUCCGAGGGCAAGUUACCUUCAGUGCAUGUUCCGAACGCGCUCUCUCUAGAGGACCUCGAGCGGCAUCACCACUCGCCGGCGCCGCCCGUGCGCAACUGAGCCGCGCGCGCCUGGAUCGACGUUUAUAUACCCAUCGCCAGUGACAUUUCAAAGUUCCACGUUCCAAUUUCAAAAUUUGUUCGCCCCCUCAAAGCUUCCUUUGGACUAUGAUACGUUUGCGUUUUCAUGUUCCAAUUUCGAAUACGCCAAUAAAUUGGCGGGAUGUCCAUAGUCCAAAAGAAACUCGCGAUUGGGUUUGGAUUUGGAAUUGUUAUUAAGACUCCUUCGGCAAUGAACUGUUAAUAGUUGCCAGUUUUAUGUAAAAAAAUACUUUCGAUUUCUUUGAGACAUUUAGGCAUUUAUGGUAAAGAAAAGUUUGAAGUACCCAUGGACUUAGAUAUUGCGUUUGUACAGACUGGAAAUUGUUUAUUUAUUAUAUUGAAGGUAAAUUCGAAGCGUUUGCAAGGGAUGAAAUUAACGGCAUAAUAUGACGUCAUAAUUAUUAACGUCCUCGGAUUGAAUAUUGAUUGCAACAUUUUUGAAGAUUAUAAAGUUUUGACUUGUUGAAGUGAAAAUUUAUGAAAUAUUAGCGAAGCAGUUAUAAAGAAAAUAAAAUAUUUCGUAGACGACUGUCGAGUCUGAAGCGAUAUUUUCCAGUAGUAUUGUUUUCUUCAAUUUCCCAAUAGCCAUCGAGUCUAGAUCGAAAAUUCAUGGAAAAUGUGUUUUUUUUUUCUUGAAUUAUAUUAAAUCUUCGUAUUCGUUAAAUGGAUUUGACUCCCACAACUAUAUUUUAUCGCUAGUUUCAAAGAUUUGGUCGUUGACAUAUGUACCUGCUAAAACAUAUGGAAUUAACAGAACAGCAAUAAAUUGUGUCUUAUAUACUUGUAAUAAAGAUGAAAUUAACGGUUUGAUUUUGCAUAUUACAGAUUUAUUCGAAAAAUUAUAUAUUUAUAUUGCGACGCUCUGAUCUGGUUUGAUGUAAUACGCCAAAACAUGAGAUUGUCCUCGAAUCCUAUAUUUUUCGUAUUAUUAAUCAAUUCUAACUUUGAUAAAAAUUAAAUAAAAUGAAUUUGUGAGCCAUAAAGUAUGAAAUCAUCCAAAUGAAUGUGUAGUAUUGCAUCACAGAUUGAGGCGACGUCGAACGGUUGUAUUGAAUGUGACGGGCUCCGGCGACGGCACCUACAUAUAUAUACUAUAUAUUAUACACAAAUCUAUUUAUACAAGCAAAUGAUCUACGCAGGGGGUCCAAUUUCUGUCUCGCUCUCCUCUAGCCGUCGCCGCGCUCGUGCGAAAGGGACGAACGGUAUUUUUUUGCUAUGUUCUAUUGAUAUGGCAAAUGACGUCACAAGGUGCGGUCGAAGCUUUCGCGUUUUGCAUUCGGUUUGAGAGCUCUAGAUUAGCGUACGUAUAGUUUGGUUCACGUAAGCUCCUCCGAUCUUUUGACGUCCGACACUGUAAGGGAAAGGGUGACUCAGGUAUGGUGUGUGUGAACGCCUACGGUUGUGUUGUGUAUGUUAGCGUUUUUCUUUUUGUUACUAUAUAUAUUUUUUCCCGAGGAUGAGGAUUUAUGUUGAUGAAUUAAGCUUUUUUUUUUCACGUCCCCACGCGCUCACUUGCGGGCGCGUUUUUAUUUCGAUUCGUUUUAACCCGAUUUUGGAUGCGCACAAGUGCGACCGUUUGUGGCGAACAUCCAAAUGUUUUUCUAUAGUUUUUAAUGAACGAUAUUACGACUCGAGACCUGGGCUGUCGUCAAUUACGCAUUGUAGGAUCUGCCGUCCAUACGUUUCGGCUCAAGUUAAAGCAAUAUACGCCCCUUACGCCUACCUUCGAACUUAAGAUAAAUAGGUGAUUGUACGUGGACGAUAAAAACAUACAUAACCACACAAGACUCCCUACUGUUUGCUAAUUCUAGUCUUAAAUAUGAAAUAUAAAGUACGAGGAAUGAGGUUUUAAAGUUAAAAGUGCAGCCAAAUGGUGUACAAAAGGAUAUUACGGUUCGUCCACGUAUGAUCUAUGAGCGCAGGUUUCGAACAGUUGCGGUGUACGCCGUAAGCCCAUCGGCAAUCAUGUGUGGUUUGAUACUAUUUUUUAUUGGAUCAUCAUUUAUUACACGAGGCUCCGGGUUGGACGAUGCGAAAUUUGCGAGUUGGUCUUUGUAAUAAAUGGAAUGAAUGUGGAUUGUGGAUAGGAUGUGCGCAAAACGAUUGUAUUGCUAUUUAACAGCAAGACGGUUCUUAAGGUGAAGCUGGUGUUGGAAGUGUCAUUUAAUGAAAGAAAUCAAGGCACCAGUUUCGACCCUUGUAAGGGCUGAUACCGGGAACCGUAUCGGUUAAAUAGUUUUGUUGAAGUUGAAACCAAUUGAACGUUCCGUUAGUCGCGCACACCGCGGCCAGGCGCUUGCGAUACCAACAAGAAAAUGUCUCCAGUAAGCUUUAAAUUAUUAAUAAAAGAAAAUUUGAAAGUUU